AUGCAACUCAAACAUUUUCUCCCGAUUUUACCUUCUGAUGAUCUCGAUGAAAUCGAGCCCUCAAUUCCUCUUCGGAGUAAAUCAUGUCGCAAAUCGUCUACUGAUCAGGAACACGGGCUUCUCACCAUGGUCAGUGCUAUGUUCCAUGGCAUCUACGACUGGGGUUGGACCAGUUUCGCCGAUUGCUACGUCACUCGCAACACCCACUCUUCCUGCAACUUCCAGGAUACCGCCGGUGUUGAUCUCACCCAAAAGGUGGUGGGUACUAAUAACCCAAGAAUCUUUAGCUUUGCUGAGCUUUACAUCGCUACUAAUGGCUUCAGCGACGAUCAAAUCCUCGGCAGUGGUGGAUUUGGACGUGUUUACAGAGCUGUUUUACCAAGCGAUGGCACUAUUGUCGCCGUCAAGUGCUUAAGUGAGAAAGGCGAACAGUUCGAGAAGACAUUCGCUGCUGAAUUGAUGGCGGUCGCUCAGCUCCGUCACCGAAACCUCGUUCGCCUAAGGGGUUGGUGUGUUCACGAGGAUCAGUUGCUUCUUGUAUAUGACUACAUGCCUAAUCUCAGCCUUGACCGGAUUCUCUUCAAGAGACCGGAUUGCCCUGCCAUGCCGACUCUCAAUUGGGAACGGCGAUGGCGAAUUGCGGCCGGUCUUGCGGCUGCUCUGUUCUAUCUACAUGAGCAACUGGAGACACAAAUCAUCCACCGAGACGUCAAGACUAGUAAUGUCAUGUUAGACUCCAAUUAUAAUGCCCGUUUGGGCGAUUUCGGAUUAGCACGGUGGCUAGAGCAUGAACUUGAAGAUGUAGCACCAUCUUUUAGUAGCAAUUAUGAGUUCAGGAUGGCAGAGACAACCAGAAUUGGUGGCACAAUUGGGUACUUACCACCGGAAAGCUUCCAGAAAAAAAGUGUUGCGACUGUGAAAUCUGAUGUUUUUAGCUUUGGGAUCGUUGUUUUGGAGGUGGUGAGUGGUCGGCGAGCAAUCGACCUCGCCUGUCAAGAUGAUCAGAUUGUCCUGCUUGAUUGGGUUCGACGGCUAUCCGAUGAAGGCAAGUGUUUGCAAGCUGCAGAUACUCGUUUAUCAGAUGGGUCUUAUAAGCUUUCUGAAAUGGAGCUUCUAAUCAACCUCGGUCUCCUCUGUUCUCUGGGUGAUCCACAAGUAAGGCCUAAUAUGAAGUGGGUUGUUGAAGUUCUUGCUGGUAAUAUCGUUGGCAAAUUGCCGGCGUUGCCGUCGUUUAAAUCCUACCCUCAAUACAUCUCCUAUUCCUCUUCGGCUGCCACCACAAUCAUAACAAUUUCAACAAUGGCAACGACGACAACAACAAAUGCUUCUCAAUGGUCUAGUUCAACAUCUGGUUAUGCAACUGCUGGUGGUGACACAAUAUUCAUGACAGCCAUGGAUGGGGAGAGUGAGCAGAGUGGGGAGAGCGGAGUGAGUGGAGUGAGUAACAGCAAUGGCCCUCGUCGGAGCAAUAUACCUUCGGUUGAUACACCACGAGAGAUACCUUUCAAGGAAAUCAUUGCUGCUACGAAAGAUUUCUCGGACACUCGAAGAGUUGCAGAGCUGGACUUUGGUACUGCCUACCAUGGCUACCUAGAGAACCGUCAACAUGUAUUGGUGAAGCGGCUUGGGAUGAAGAAAUGCCCUGCACUAAGGGUACGCUUCUCCAAUGAGUUACAGAACCUUGGGAAUCUCCGACACCGCAAUUUGGUGCAGCUCCGAGGCUGGUGCACUGAGCAAGGAGAGAUGCUCGUCGUCUAUGACUACUCUGCUCGUAAUCAGCUCAAUAAUUUCCUCUUCCAUGACAAGAGCUUUCCCUCUGUCCUAACAUGGAGAAUCCGUUACAACAUUAUCAAAUCCAUCGCUUCUGCAAUCUUUUAUCUCCAUGAGGGGUGGGAUGAGCAGGUCAUCCAUAGGAAUAUUACUUCUUCUGCCAUCAUUCUUGAUGGUGACAUGAACCCACGUCUUGGCUGCUUCGCCCUUGCUGAAUUCCUGGCCCGGAAUGACCAUGGCCAUCAUGCGGCAGCUGCAGCUAAUCCAGAAAGAUCGGUUCGUGGGAUAUUCGGAUACAUAGCCCCUGAGUACAUUGAAUCCGGUGAGGUGACCACAUUGGCUGAUAUUUAUAGCUUUGGGGUGCUUAUGCUCGAGGUGGUGACUGGCCGGAUGGCGGUUGAUUUCCGGUGGCCUGAGGUGCUGUUGUUGAAGAAGGUUCGUGAUUUUGAGAUACAGAGGAGACCAUUGGUGGAGCUGGUGGACUGGAGAUUGAAUGAUGAGUAUGAUAACAGGGAGCUGAUUAGGCUUGUGAAAUUGGGAAUUGCAUGUACCAGAUCAGAUCCGAGUUUGCGGCCGAGUAUGAGGCAAAUUAUCAGCAUACUAGAUGGUAAUGAUGGGUGCUUCAAGGAAGAAGCACGAAGGAAGGAGAUGAGGGAAGAGUGGCUGCGCAGGAAUGAUUAUUCUUUGACUUCUAUCAGGAGAAUCCAAGCUAUUGGUAUUCAAUGAAGGUAUACAUUGUUGAACUGAUAGAUCUGAUGAGGGAUCAUAAGUUCUAUUUUAUGAUAGUCUCGAUGAUGUAUAACGUAGGUUUCUCUGUGUUGUGAUAGGACCAUGGUCCAGAAAAUUAAAAGAAAUGUUCAUGUUUUCCCCUUCCUUUUUUGGUUGUUUGUGUACUGUUUCAAGUAGUUUAUGUAAAUAGAAAUGAGGAGAUGAUGAUUCGUUACGGAGUUUAUGCAUUGGUUCAUCACCAAAUCCAGCACAUCUGCUUGUUUGUGAAUUAUACUGCUUGUUUAACCUACCAAUUAAUUCACAUUUCAUUCUUC
Messenger RNA from Telopea speciosissima, 2813 nucleotides. Its product is annotated as receptor like protein kinase S.2. Gene Ontology annotation, cellular component: plasma membrane. Bases 1 to 2496 code for a protein of 831 amino acids. Gene Ontology annotation, molecular function: ATP binding; protein kinase activity. NCBI's taxonomy places the organism in Eukaryota, Viridiplantae, Streptophyta, Magnoliopsida, Proteales, Proteaceae. The transcript has a single exon. Gene Ontology annotation, biological process: protein phosphorylation. The record is from RefSeq and is a predicted model, not a curated record.